Adelges cooleyi (spruce gall adelgid) is the source of this 6871-nucleotide messenger RNA. It is a transcript of the gene didum, whose product is annotated as unconventional myosin-Va. The record is from RefSeq and is a predicted model, not a curated record. Lineage: Eukaryota; Metazoa; Arthropoda; Insecta; Hemiptera; Adelgidae. Gene Ontology annotation, cellular component: vesicle; actin cytoskeleton; myosin complex. Gene Ontology annotation, molecular function: microfilament motor activity; ATP binding; actin filament binding. The coding region runs from base 758 to 6220 and encodes 1820 amino acids. Gene Ontology annotation, biological process: vesicle transport along actin filament; actin filament organization. The transcript is spliced from 32 exons.
AAAAUAAUAACUCAUUGUUUCACUUCAAAAAACAAAAUUAUAAUCCUGUAUAUUUUAAUUAAAUAACAUACUAUGUUUUUGUAUUAUUUUUACUGUUUACUAUCUGCUCGUCUGGAAAAUUCACAAACUCGAAUGGGAAAAGUAAUAAAUUAUAUAAAACGAAAGAAUCCGUACUAGUGCUUGUCUUUUUUGCAUGUCUGUUAAGGACGGUUAACCUAGUGCAUAUUGAAUUCUCACUAAUCCCAACAGUUACCUGUGCGACUUGUACCGACGGUGUCGAUGUAACGAUGACAAUAAUAUAAUAUUAUAGUAUAUUGUUUAUAUUUUUAGUUCCGGGGUCAUAGAAAUUGCGUGUACUCACUACCACAACUCUAUAGUAACCGUUUUUUUAGUUGUUAGGUUUUUCGGAAAAUGUUUAACAAAGAUGAAAUCCUAGCGCUUUUGGAUAUUAAAUUUCAAUCAUCUUAAAUACCCGACCAUGGAGUAUUUUAUCUACUUUGAAUAUUGGAGAUAGGUCCAUCGUUAAUUGUCAGCUCUCGGUAAUAAAAAAAAGUUUAUAAUAAUAAUAUCGUUAGCGGCGUUAAGUUAGAUUUUAAUACGUAUUCGGUAUGGACUUUCACAGUCGACGUUUAAAGCGGAAACGGCGUUCUCCAGUGGAUUCUCAAUGUUUAUAAUCAAGUGUUAAACCGCGCUGUAAAUGAUAAUUAUAAUGCUGUGCUAAUAAUUUAAAUUAAUUUUACGUGCUCGUGAUCGUGCUAUGGCUCCCAGGAAGUACCCGGCAAAACCGAUGAACGACGAAUUAAUUCGUCGAUUUCAACACUGGAAAUUUGCAUCACAACACAAAGACUGUUAUACGUCAGGGACCAAAAUUUGGGUGCCGUGCAAAACAGAAGUAUGGCAGACCGCCGAGAUAACAGAGGCUUACAAUGGCCAAAAGUUAACAGUCAGGAAAACAAAAGAUGGCGAUAUGUUAGUCAUCAAGAUUGGUUCAGAAGAAGAGCUUCCGCCGCUUCAAAACCCAGACAUUCUCUUAGGCGAAAACGACUUGACAUCAUUGUCAUACUUGCACGAGCCAGCCAUUCUUUACAAUCUGUAUUGUCGUUUUGUUCAAAGCCGUGCCAUAUACACCUAUUGUGGAAUUGUACUUGUUGCCAUAAAUCCUUAUCAGGACUUGGAUAUCUAUGGGAUAGAUACGAUGAUGACCUACAGGGGUCAAACUAUGGGAAGUCUUGAUCCUCAUGUUUUUGCCGUAGCCGAACAAGCUUUUAAUAAAAUGGAAAUUGAAAACAAUAAUCAAAGCAUCAUCGUUUCUGGUGAAUCGGGAGCUGGCAAAACCGUUUCAGCCAAAUACGCUAUGAGAUACUUUGCCACAAUUAGCGGUUCAGAAACGGAAACUCAAGUAGAGAAGAAAGUUCUCGCAUCUAGUCCAAUUAUGGAGGCAAUUGGCAACGCCAAAACGACUAGGAAUGACAAUUCUUCUCGUUUUGGAAAAUACAUUGAACUACAUUUUGAUGAUCGCAACCACAUAAUAGGAGCUAGUAUGAGAACUUACCUUUUAGAAAAAAGUCGCGUUGUAUAUCAAGCCAGCGAGGAACGAAAUUACCAUAUUUUUUAUCAGCUAUGCUCCUCGCGGUCAUUGUUUCCACACUUGCAACUUGGGGAUUCUGAGGAAUAUUUGUAUCUUUCAUGUCAAUCCAGUAGUGAGCUUGAUAAGCUUAAUUUCAAUGAAACAAUCCAAGCUCUUAAUACGUUGGGAUUUUCUCAAGACGAUCAAGAUCUCAUGUGGAGACUUUUGGCCAGUAUUUUACAUUUAGGAAACAUUCAAAUUACUGAUAAGUUCCAAAAAAGUGCGGGAGACAGUGAUUCUUCUUAUAUAUCUCCGGAAGACCCUCAUUUACACAUAUUUUCAUCUCUACUCAGUGUUAAUCCUGAGGAAUUACUGAAAUGGCUAUGCUACCGAAGAAUCGUAAGCAUGAAGGAAACAUACGAAAAACCAAUGACUGUAGAGGAGGCAAGUGGAGCCAGAGACGCUUUAGCAAAACAUAUGUACGCCUCGUUAUUUCAAUGGCUUAUAUCGAUAAUGAACAGGACUAUGUGCGAGACUUCGCCUUUGAUAUCGUGUCCCAUAAUUGGUGUGCUAGAUAUUUACGGUUUUGAAAUGUUUGAGCUAAAUAGUUUUGAACAGUUUUGUAUAAAUUAUGCAAAUGAAAAACUUCAGCAACAGUUCAAUUUGCAUGUAUUCAAAUUAGAACAAGAAGAAUAUGGAAAAGAAGGCAUCGAAUGGAAAUUUAUUGACUUUUACGAUAACCAGCCUUGUAUUGAUUUAAUUGAAUCUAAAUUGGGAAUAUUGGAUCUUCUAGACGAAGAAUGUCGUAUGCCACAAGGUUCAGAUAUUUCUUGGACUCAAAAGUUGUAUACCAAAUGUACAAAAUGGGAUCGUUUCUCGAAACCUAAAUUUGCUGGUUCUGCCUUUACAAUAAAACAUUUUGCCGGCGAUGUCGAAUAUUUUUCUGAAGGUUUUUUGGAUAAAAACAAAGACACCGUAAUUGAGGAUCAGGUUAAUAUUCUCAGAAACGGCAGAAACGCUAUGUUAAGUACAAUAUUUAUGGUCGAUGGUUCGAGCGAUAGUAGGCUUGGUGUGUCUGACCGCAGAUCAAGCAUGCUCCAUACACCAAAAUCUGCGACUAUUGGACCGACUUCUAAAUCUCGAAUGCUUACGCCCAUGAGGCCUAUUUGUGCAACAAUCGGAUCGCCUUCUCCGUCGAAACAAAAUAAGAAAACCGUGGGCUCUCAAUUUAGAGACUCGCUUAACGCUCUAAUGACAACUCUUAACGACACAACACCACAUUACAUAAGAUGUGUGAAGCCUAAUGAUGAAAAAUUACCAUUUGUAUUUGAUCAUCAAAGAGCUGUUGAUCAGUUGAGAGCAUGUGGUGUAUUAGAAACGAUACGCAUUAGUGCCGCUGGGUUUCCUUCUAGGUGGUCGUAUAUAGAUUUCUUUUCGAGGUAUCGGGUGUUGUUAAAAUCAAAAAAAAUCAAUAGGAACGACCCUAAAUUAACAUGUCAACGAAUCAUCGAGGAACAAAUACAAUCUGAAGAUAAUUACAAGUACGGAAAUACAAAAAUUUUCUUCAGAGCUGGACAAGUAGCAUAUUUAGAAAGAAAACGAGGAGACAGGCGCAAAGACUGUAGUAUAUGCAUUCAGAAAAUUUGGCGAGGAUUUAUUUGUCGAAAGAAGUACACACAAAUUCAGCGUAGUGUGUUGUUAAUUCAGCGAUACGGCAGAGGACUUUUAGGCCGACGUUUGACCGAAAAUCUCCGUCAAAACCGAGCGGCUACGAAAAUUCAAAAGACAGUUCGUGGUUGGUUAUGUCGUAAAAAAUAUUUGCGUUCACAGGCUGCUGCUCUAAUUGUUCAACGUUAUUAUCGUGGCUACGUCGCACGGAAGUUCACUACAAAUUUAAGGAGGAACAUCGCUGCAGUGCGUAUCCAGUCUGUAGUUCGUAUGUGGCUGUGUUAUCGACGUUAUCAGCAUACCUUGGCUCAGAUUAUUAAGGUUCAAUGCUGUAUAAGGAGAUGGUUCGCUCGUAGAUGUCUAAAAGUCUUAAAGAAGGAAGCGCGUUCGGUAGCGCAUGUAACUAAAUUAAAUAAAGGAUUGGAAAACAAAAUUUACAUGAUGCAGCAGAAGAUUACUGAACUGAAUAAUCAAUUAAUAUCGACAAAAGUAUUGGAAAGCGAGUUACAAGAAGCGAAGCAAAAAUUAAUGGAGCAAAAAAAUAUUACUUCAGAGUUAGUAUUAACCAAAAAAAAAGCACAGGAAGAUGAAAUUCAAUUGAACAUAUUAAGAAAAAAAUAUGAUUCUGAAAAGAAUACUACUGAUGAAUUACUUGAAGGGUACAAAAAUCAAUUAAAAACUGGAGAACAAAGUCUCUUAGAAGCACAAAAAACAAUUGUUGAAUUACAAUCUGCCUUGACUUUUGCUAACCAAGAAAAUGAAAAGAAAUUGCAUGAAAUUCAAGAGAGUUGGAAAGCAAAAUUAGUAGAUGAAGUUCUCAAAGCUCAAAAGGAAACCGAAGUGGAGAAAAGCAAGUACCAGAAGCUGCUAUCAGAAAAGCGUUCAGUCGAAGAACGUCUCGAGUCGCUAGAACGGCCAACAGUUGGGGCGAGUGGUGAUGGUUUGAGGCGCAACGAUUCCGAUUCAAGUUUGUUGUCUUACCAAGCAAAUGGAUAUGCAAUUAACGGAGAUUUAAAGAGUUGCACAACCGACAACGACGAUAUAGUAAAACUGCAAAAAACAUUGAAAGCUACACAGGCGGAAAGGGAUUUAUUGCUAAAGCGAAUUGAAAAUGACAAAUUGAUACGUGACCCAACUAAUGUAAAUGACGUUUCUCAGUUAAAAGAGCAAAACAAUUUAUUGCGGCAGAACUUGAACACUUUAAGACAAGCAACAAAUUCCACUGCCAACAGCAAUUUCCAUGUCGCAGAUAAUUUGACUCGCCAGUUGGAAGUAUUACAAGAUGAAUUAUUCAAUAAAAGAACAGAAUGUGUACAAUUGCAGAAUCGUCUGCAUGGUACAACAGAAUCCCUGCGCAAAAUCGUAGACUAUGAGGAAUCGUCUUCGUCGUUAACAGAAGAUCGAGAACUCAAUCAAGCCAUCGAUGCUCAAAAAGCUAUAAACAGGCAUUUAGUAGAAGAAUUGCAAACGGAGAAAUGUAAAUGGAAAGAAGAAAAGGAGAAAAUGUCCUCUCAGCUAUCCAAAUUACUUGAAGACAACGAAAAGCAACAACAGCUGUUAGCCAUUGAAUUUGAUAAAAAUCCUCAGUGCGACGCAAUUUUGCAAUCGGACGUUGCUAAACUCAACUACGAUAAUACACAAUUGCAACAAAAAUAUGAUGAACUAUUGCGCAAGUAUGUAGGCUUACGAAAUGAACUGUUGUUGGACGCUAAAGAAAACUCUACUAUUAACUUUGAAGUUGAAAUGGAUGAUGCUAACUUUGCAAAUAGCACGACAAUUUCCACAGAAGACGGAACCAUUAUCGCUAAAAAGAAGAACCGUACAGAAUACAUGGGAAUGUUUCAAUGCUCCAUGGAAGACGAUCCAAUUGUUGCACGUAAUUUGAUCAUAGAAUUAAGAUCCGAAACCGCCCUAAAAUUAUUGCCCGGAUUGCCAGCUUACAUUUUGUUUAUGUGCACCCGUUACCACGAUUUCACCAAAGACGAAAAAAGAAUUGCAUCGUUUUUGACGACUGUUGUCAAGAACUUGCAAAGAGUGAUGAAAAAACGUCAUCUUCAAGACUCUAUGAUUUUGUGGCUAUCCAACUCUCUAAAGCUCAUACACAUCCUCAAACAAUAUAGCGGCGAGCCGGCGUUUGCCAGCGACAACACCACCAAACAAAACUCGCAGGUGUUACAAAAUUUCGAUUUAGCCGAUUAUCGUCAGGUGUUUUGUGAUCAUGCCGUGCUGUUGUACCAAGAACUAGUACAAAAAUUGCAAGACAAUAUAAGACCCUUGAUCGUACCCGCCAUAUUGGAACAUGAUUCGCUGGGUAUCGAUUCAGUGCGCAACAUCAGACGCAGUUUGGGUUCUUUGAAAUCGAAUGUGCUCCAAUCUCCGCCGAGUCCAACCACGAGUACUCUGGAAAACGAAUUGAAUUCCAUAUACAGUCAACUGAUGGCACACGAAAUCGAUAUCGAAGUCAUCGUUCAAAUUUUCAAACAGAUAUACUACUAUAUUUGUGCCAACGCUUUAAAUAAUCUUUUACUACGCAAAGACUUGAGCUACUGGUCCAAAGGCAUGUCGAUUAGAUUCAAUCUGUCGCACCUCGAACAAUGGAUAAGGGACAAAAUCUCCUAUCCUCAGGAUGUCGUUAACACGCUAUUACCAAUCAUCCAAGCGUCACAACUGUUACAAGCCAGGAAGACUGACGACGACGUCAGCAGCAUUUGUGAAAUGUGCGAUAAAAUGAACGCGAAUCAAAUUGUCAAGCUCCUGACGUCGUUCAAACCUACCGACGACUGUGAAGAACGCAUUUCUAUGGAUUUCAUUAGACGAGUUAAAGACAAACUGGAAGAACGACCGGAAUGCCAAGAUAAGGAGAAAUUAUUGAUGGACACUAAGUUUGUGUUUCCCGUUACGUUCCCGUUCCACCCGUCAAACAUACGACUAGAAGAUAUCGAAGUACCCCAAGUGCUAAAUUUGCCCAUGUUGAAAAAGAUGUAGUCGCCUUUCACAGGUUUCCAAUGCUGUCUAGUGUUACAUGUUUAAUUAUUGUUAUUAAUUAAUUAUUAUCUUUUUAAAUAAUAUUUCAAUAUUAUAUAUAAGCUUAUAUAUCUUACAUCUUACCUAUUUUUUUAAUUUGAAAAAAAAGUUAUAAAAAAAGGCUGUGAAAGUGUUUAAAAUUGUUAAUCUAAUUAUUAUAUGUUACAAGUUAUAUUGUUUGAAAUUCAGAACAAAAUAAAAUAUUUAUUAUUACUUUAUAGAUAAUUAUUGUUGUAAAUUUUACACCGUAAUAUAAACUAUUUGUGUCAUAUAUAACAACAUAAUAACAUUGUUUUAGACUUGUUAUAAAAAGUCUAUUAUCAUUUUUGUAGUUAAUUUUUAAUGUAUUUGUUAUAUUACCCGUCCCUGUUUGCAGUACGAUAACUGUAGUUUGUUUCCAUUCUAUGUUAAUUUAUAACUAAUGUGCUAUUGUUGCAAUACAUUUUCAAGACUGUCUUCCUGUAUCAUCUAGUGUCUUACUCAUUUAUCAUUUGUUUUAAUUACAAAUAUUAUGUUAAUUUUUUUUAUACUUUUAAUGCCAAGACCAUCUUGAUAAGUUAACUUUUUAGUUAUUUUUAAUUAAUAUUGUGUCAUUGUUAUAUCAAAAAUAUA